UGUGCUUUCAACCACUAUGACUUGUUACACCAUAUCAGUAAUACAAACUCAACACACGUUUGUAUUUGGUGUUUAUUUGAAGAACUUUCCAAUUCAGGGAACAGCGGUUAUGUAGCCAGCUAGCUUGUAGUGACACUUUAGUCAGCUGUCUCAUUUAGUCUCAUUUAUACUUUACGAUAUUGUUUCAUAACUUGUAAGGUUAAAUCGGUACCUGAUCACCCGGUCCUAUGCUACUAACUAAUGAUAGUUUAUCAACUGAAUUGCAGCUGCAUCGUAGCUCGACAACCAUGCUUUGGCCUUUACUGUUAAUAACCGGUUUUAUUUGCCAACCUGGUUGACGAACAAGAAUGGUUCCUGCGUUCUAUUGUUUUUAACUGUUUUAAGGCGCUAACGUUACAGCAAAUUGGCGUGGAUUGCACGGGAAACUGCUGCAGACUGGAGCCGGCUCAGUUACCGUGGCAACAGCAGAGGAGAUAAGGGAGUGGAGCAGCACUGAAACAGGCAGAUGGCCUGGAGGGGUCGUGUCUUCUGCCGGCAGCUGAGAAGUGGGUACCGGGCUGUUUCCCUGGCUACGGUUACCACGGCUACCAUCCUCAGAAUUCAGGAAUGUCAGCAGAGGUUCCUCCAUGUUGGGGAGCGAGCGAGUCUGACCAGGGCCUUCAGUGCCAAUGAUGUGGCCACUUUUGCCAAGCUCACCGGAGACACAAACCCCAUCCACCUGGACGCUGCCUACGCCCAGACCACGCCCUUCCAGGGCCCUGUCGUGCACGGCGUGCUGAUCAAUGGGCUGAUCUCCGCUCUGCUGGGCACCAGCAUGCCUGGCCCCGGCUGCAUCCUCCUGUCCCAGGAGAUCGACUUCCCCGCCCCCCUGUACCUGGGGGAGGAGGUGCUGGCCGAAGCGGAGGUGAGGAAGAUGAAGAUGAGCUUCGCUCUGAUUUCUGUUUCCUGUUCGGUGAAGGACAAAGUGGUGAUGAAAGGAGUGGUGUGGGUGUUGGGGCCAGAAGAGCAGAGAAAGUGACAUUCUGAGUCUGAGUCUGCAGCCCCUGUUUUAGUUUGUGUUUGUUUAGUGCGUUUGAGACAGACACUUUGCUUUAAAGUACUCUGAAAUGCCCUGAGUGUCUGAAAUAAUUGUCCCCAGCACAUUUGUUUGAAUGUUUGAAUCAGCAGUGCUCAUCGCUGGACCCUCCAGAGUGCCAGGGCUGCACCUCACCACUUCAGCCUCCGUACGCCCUCCUGAGGCUGGGGAAGCGGGGGUCAGCUAUAACUAACAGCCGGGUCAGGAGGGUAAUCUUGUAAUCUCGUGUCUGCAUGUUUGCUAAACAAUCUGGGGGUUAGUGCAGCUGCCUCUCAUACAGGAGACCAGAGUUCAAGGCCACUUUUCUCCCCCACUUUCUUUCGCUCACACAUAUAAAAAGGUCCAUUGAAACUACUCUCAGUUUAGAGGGAAGAACAAAGUUCUUUCAACAAAGUGACAUCAAGCAGAACACGGCCGUCUGCCCUCAACAGGCUGACUGCGGGUGACUGAUUAACCAACUGGGGUCACUAGUGAGCGAUGUCAUCCCAUUAUUUCUCCCUGAGGGACUCUCCCAUCCCCGCUGGAUCCCACAGCAGCGUGCUCCACACGCCGCUGCAAGGCCUUAUUAACAGUGAAACCAAACACCGAGAGCCCGUCUCAUCUCUGAUUCACGAAGUGCGAAUGUGACGAGCUUAAAAUCCUGUGCAAAAAGAUGUACUGCAAUUUUUUCCACAUUUCUUCCAAGCAGGAAAAUAAUAAAAUUUUGCUGUCAAAACAUAA
Messenger RNA from Conger conger (European conger), 1795 nucleotides. RefSeq names its product hydroxyacyl-thioester dehydratase type 2, mitochondrial-like. NCBI's taxonomy places the organism in Eukaryota, Metazoa, Chordata, Actinopteri, Anguilliformes, Congridae. The coding region runs from base 506 to 1018 and encodes 170 amino acids. The record is from RefSeq and is a predicted model, not a curated record. The transcript has 2 exons.